Molecule: messenger RNA, 1008 nt
Organism: Rotaria sordida
Lineage: Eukaryota; Metazoa; Rotifera; Eurotatoria; Philodinida; Philodinidae
Source: the annotation of a GenBank genome assembly
AUGUUAAAACCAGAACGAAUAACAUUCUCUGCUGCUGAUGAUAAAUUUAAUCAGUUGACAAAUAAUGACCAAUUAAAUUCUUUUCUUAAUGAUUCUCUCGUUCAUUAUUCAACAAAUUUUAUAAAAACUGAUCAACAAGAAUUAACAUCUAUUAAACAUUCAAAUUCUUUAGACCAACUUUCAUCUAUAACAAUAUCAGCACCACCAUCUUUAAUCUCUGAAGAAAAUCCAAUUCUUAAUGAGAAUAAUAUACAUCAAUUUGAUACAUUAACAUUACAACAAUUAGCGAUUGGUACACGCCAAAAUUUAUCAAAUAUAAAUGAAGAUAAUAUUGAACCAAGCCCAUCUCAUUCAACAUCAUUGAUUGAUGUACAAAAAGAAAUUAAUCGUGUAAGACAAAUGAAAUACAAUCGAACAUAUUCAUCACCAACAUCAUCAUUUUGUUUACGUUUAACAAUAAAUCCAUUUAAUGGUACAAAUAAUAAUAUUGAUUUAUCAUCAAUAACACAAUCAGUUCAUUUUACUGAACAAACAAAUUGUCGUCCAUUCUCAUCAACAUUUAUAACAUUAAUACCAGAAUCAAUUGUACCAACAUCAACAAAUGAUAAUCAUUUUAUACCAAUGCAUCAUAUUGAAUCACCAUCAUUAGAAGAUCAUGAAGUAUUUGAAACAUUUCAUACAAAACAAACUUCUCUACCUGGUGUAGCUAUACGAAAAUCAGUUAAUUCAUUAAAUCGUAAUAUACCAACAUCAGAAAGAGAUUUAAUUGCAUCAUUACAUCGUCGUGCAAGUAAACAAGGUUUAGAUAAUCAAUCUGAUCAUGGUACAACAUAUAGUGGUGUAUCAGAUGAUAUGAUAUUUUCUGAAUGGGAUAAAGAACGUAAUUUAUUUCAAGAUUAUAUUAAUUCACCGCGUAUAGAAAUACGUGUACUUUUACAAGAACGUUCUGAAUAUCAAAAACAAAUUGAAACAAUAAAUAAUAAUUUAAGUGAACAUAAAAACAUUUAA